AUGAUUCAAACUGUGCGUUUCAAUUCUUCAUCAUCUUUAAGCAGUUUUCUUGUUAAUUGGUCAAGGUCGAGUUCAAGUUCAUGUUCAACAACCAUUCGUUGUUCUUCAAGAAACAAUGCCUAUAUACCGAAGCUGGAGCCAUUCAGCAGAAGCAAAAUUGAUAGAGCUGUUAAAGAACCCCCUUUGAUUCAGAAAUCAGAAACCCAACUCGCAGAUUAUUGUUCAACGCUUGAAGGGGAUGAUUCUUAUAGCUGCUGGAGGGCAUAUUUUGAGCUCAAACAACUUGAAGAAGAGGCCCCAAAGGAGGAGAUAGAGAGACUAAUUAUUGAAGCUGGUGGUGUAAAAUCUCUAGUUGGAUGUGUACAUGGAGUUGCAGCAAUUCACAAAGCAAAGAAGGAAUGCAAGGAGUCGAUGAAACAAUCGACUGCCCAGAAUACAGACACGGUGCCUUGUCCGAUCCCGGAUGGUUUGCCCAAGACAUUAGACGAGCUGGAGGAAGAGGAGAAAGCUAGAAUGCCGGAUUCGCCAUUCACGAGAUUGCUUAGAGCCAGAGGACGAUCCCCAGCUUGGUAUUCACCGGUGCCUGAUCACGAGACAGAUUGA
Fraxinus pennsylvanica is the source of this 603-nucleotide messenger RNA. Lineage: Eukaryota; Viridiplantae; Streptophyta; Magnoliopsida; Lamiales; Oleaceae. The record is from the annotation of a GenBank genome assembly.